AUGAUACUGCGGGAUUUAGCGAACAAAGUGAUCAACUGGCUCGACAAGUUCAAAGCGGCGGGAGAUAUCGUUGUAAACUACGAUCCUAGCCAUCUUGCACUGCCGUGGGCGGGGGUCAGAUUCAUACUUCAGGCAGCUGUGGCAGACAGCCAGCAAAUGGGAAACCUACUUGUUGGCAUGGAAAAGGUGACAUGUCUGAUGAGCCGCGGUACGAUCUACGAAAACUUUUACCUCCAUAUGAAACACGGCACGAACCCGAAUCAAGCUGUCAAUAAUCUGCAAGACGCGCUGGUAAAGCUGUAUGCGAAGGUGUUGCAGUUUCUGGCAGGUGCAAACCGGCUAUACAACAAGAACACAGCUUCCAGAGCCAUUCAUGCAAUCUUAAAUCCCGACGAGGUUCACGGCUUCAUCAAGGACUGUCAGCCACUGGAGGACCGGGUAAAUAUCGAAGCAAGCAAUUGCGAGCACAUGUAUACCCACGAGGCUCUCUCGGAGUUGGGAAAACAGAUGAAACAACUACGCCAAUUGCUCGAUGACAUAAACAAGCCGAUCGUGCGUAUUGAUCCUAGGAUCGCAGCGUUGUGGGAUAGAUCGAACGCGGAUGAGCACUCUCAAAUUCUUCUUUGGACCUCCGAUAUUCCGUACGAGGGGAAUCAUAAGACGGCGAAAGAGGGGCGCGCCAAAGAUACGGGGCAAUGGCUGCUGACGCACGCGAAAUAUUCUCGGUGGAGGAACUCAAGUGCUUCCAUGAUACUCUGGCUUCAUGGUAUCCCUGGAGCUGGCAAGACGAAGCUCGCCUCGACAGUCGUUGAUGAUAUGCUUAGUACACUCACUGGGCAGCAAAAUGAUGAAGCAUUGGCUUACUUCUACUGCGACCGCAACCAGGCGAGCCGUCAAGAGCCUGUAUCCGUAAUGCGCAGUUUCGUGAGGCAACUUUCAACAGCUCGAACCGGUGACGCUAUGCAUCCUCUCCUUGUCCAGCGCUACCAGCAAAAGAGGCAGAUAGGUUUCGCCUCUGGGCCACUGGACGCAAACGAGUGCGAGGAUCUUCUGCUUAAAUACGUCAAUGACUACCCACACACGACUCUGAUCCUAGAUGCUCUGGAUGAGUGCGAUCAUCGGACACGGAAGCAUCUUAUUGUCGCGCUCGACCGGAUCGUUGGCAGCUCGUCAAAGCCGAUCAAGGUUUUCAUUUCCAGCCGGCCGGACUUGGACAUUAGAGAGCGGUUUGAAACGGGCCCAAAUGUGGGCAUCCAGGCUACGGACAACCAGAACGACAUAGCAAGGUUUGUAGAUGCACGACUGGAUGAAGACGACAAAAGUCGACGCAAGAAGUUUACGAUCAAACUCAAAGAGGAUAUCCGCGACACACUUCUGGAGAAAAGUCAAGGCAUGUUUCAGUGGGCGUCCUUGCAGAUAACACAAAUUCUGGAGCUGAGCCGUGAAAAGGACAUCCGAUGUCGCCUUGGCAGACUCCCGGAAGGCUUGACGAAAGCAUACGACGAGAUAUGGGAAAUGAUGAAGAAGAAACCUGGAAGCUCCUUUGAGAUCGCCGAGCGAGCAUUCAAGUGGGUUAUGUGCUCACGUACGCCUUUGUCACCGGACCUGUUAGUCGCUGCUGUCUGUCAAGAUCCCGAAACAGAGAACAUGGACCAGGUAGAUGUCGACAUCGACUACGUGCUUGCUGCCUGUAGUAAUCUCCUAGUAAUCGAUCCUCAGCUGUCGGUGUGCCGCUUCUCGCAUUUGUCGGUCCAGGAAUAUAUCGAGAAUCACCGGUUGAAGCCUAUUCAGGCCGAAGACGUUGUUGCAAGAGUUUGUCUUAGAUUGCUUUGCGACGAUAGCAUCAACAAGUCUGGCAUCAAGCCCGCCGACUGGUCUUAUCAAGAGUCCGCCCACUGGUCUUAUCAAAAGUUCGGCCAGUACAAGAUCUACAAAGAGCACCAAGACGACAACAUCGAGAAAGGGGUGGAAAAGCUACUCAACUAUGCAAGACUUUACUGGCCAAAUCAUGUUCAAGAUUGUGAACAAGCUGAAGACAUAGAAAUGCUGAGCGCAGUCCUGAUGAAUUUCCUCGGAUCUAUGAACGAAAGCGGUGCUGCCUAUAGAGCAUGGCAUACGGCCUUGCUUGGUACGCAUCAGGAAGAAGUAGAGAGAUGUCUAGGAUGGGAAGUAGUUUCGAAGCUGAGCCCGCCGUCCUCAGCCGCGUUUGCAAUAUGCUACUUCGGUCUCUACAGAGUGCUGUCGGCAUGGUGGGACGUAGGCCUGAUUGAUAGCAAUCAGUGCAACCUCGAAGCCGAGUCUCUGCUAGCUCUAAGCGCUGCAAAUGGCUUUCUGCCCAUCUGUCGGAGAUUGAUUGAACUCGGAGCAAACGUCAACUCUGGGAAUGAGGAUAAUUUGACCGUGCUGCAUAAUGCUUCGUAUUCGGGUCAAGAGGAGAUCGUCGAGCUAUUACUCGACCACGGCGCUAACGUUAACGCUCAGAGUGAAGAUCAUACCACCGCGCUGUAUAACGCUUCAUUAACCGGCCACGGGAAGGUCAUCGAGCUAUUACUCUACUACGAUGCCGACGUUAACGCUCAAACUGAACGUCAUACCACCGCGCUGCGUAACGCUUCACUUAAAGGCCAUGAGAAGAUCGCCGAGCUGUUACUCGACCACGGCGCCGACGUCAACCAUCAGAGUACAUAUACUCAUAACACCGCGCUGCAUAUUGCUUCAUUGGAAGGCCACAAGAAGAUCGUCGAGCUGCUACUCAAGAAGGGUGCUAAUGUUCACGCGCGAGACUGGUUGCAUCGUACCGCACUGCACGAGGCUUCGGAGAGAGGCCACACGGAGAUUAGAAGGCUGCUCCUGGAUUGGGGCGCCGAGGAGGUGAUAGAGGAGAGCUCGUCGUCUGACUAUUCAGAUCUCAGCAUGGAUGAUGACGCUGAUUGA
Messenger RNA from Coniosporium apollinis CBS 100218, 2934 nucleotides. RefSeq lists its product as uncharacterized. The coding region runs from base 1 to 2934 and encodes 977 amino acids. The transcript has 4 exons. The record is from RefSeq and is a predicted model, not a curated record. Gene Ontology annotation, molecular function: protein binding. NCBI's taxonomy places the organism in Eukaryota, Fungi, Ascomycota, Dothideomycetes.